CGGCCGUAGACUUACCUACACUCGCGUCCCGGACGAGCAAUCGCCUCAUGCCGCCAUGUCGGAUUCCGGUACACCGAGACCUCCAGGGCCAGCGCCGGCCCGUGUCUCGCCCCCCGGCUCUGCCGGCUCCGGUGGGCGACCAGCGGCCUACCUGGCGCCGGCCGCGGCCAUCAUACGCUCCUCCUCCCAGGGCUCCUUGAAGGGCGAGGCGGCGGAUCCUUUGCAGCGAUCCAACAGCAGCGGCUCCCUUCGGCCCAGCUCCGCCAAGCGCCCCAGCAGCGGGCAGCUGCCCAGUCUCGAUCACGCCCCACCGCCUCCCUUCGCUACAGAGAAGAUAAAUAGAGGCAUCGAUCACCCUCCACCGCCCCCCUUCGCAACUGAGAAGGCAGCGAGAGGCGUGCCGGAUCAGCCGCCAGCCCCUGGCACGGUGAAGUGGGUGCCACACACCCACGCGAAUCCCAAGCAUGCUCGCUUCUGCUUCAUUUGCCUGCACGGCAAGCUGGAAGGGGAGAGGGAUGGCAUCGAUGAGGAGGUGAAGAGGCAGAAGGCGGAAGACCAAGAUUUGCCAUCGGCUAUGGAGAUGAAGGAGAUGGGCUAUCUCCUGCCCAGCCCUGCGGGGGUCUCCAGCGAGGGAGGCUUCCGGCGUGCAGGGGCAGACUACGAGCGAGAUAACCUCUCAGCCAUUUGGUUGCGGCAGGUCUCACAGAAGAUCUACGACGACUCCAUCAAGGCCAUGGUCACGGAGCAGAACACUGCGCUGUCCCUGGGGGUGGACGUAAAGCUGGUGGCGCACCAGGAGGACGAGCAGGACCGCCAGGCGCUGGUGAGGCUCUUCCGACUCUCGGAGGAGCAGCAGCUCAAAGUCCAAGAGGAUGUGGAGAUGCUCGGCGAAUGGUGCACGCGCCACGAGGCCAAGCUUCUGGAUGUCUUGCCCCCUCCGAAGGAGCUGGGCGCACUUCCGGAGGUGGAGGGCCCCUCCAUGCGCCAGAAGCAGCUCUUAGAGUACCAAGCCCUGCUGGAUGUGUCCAAGCUGAAAGGUGACUCCGCGGAGGCCGUCAGCAGCAUCCUCGCAGCUUUGGAGAAGGGCAAGGGCGGCCCGCUCUUCAAGGCGGAGGAUUUGGCACGGCCGUUGACACAGCCGGACAUGGCGGAGGUGGACAUUGUGCCGUACCCCUUGCAGCUCGAGGACAUCCCGGGCUACCAGGAGAUGCAAGCAGCGAAACCCACGCGGCAGCCGGUGAAUGCGCUGCGGGAUCCCUUCCAGCGGCCCUUCCUCUACCUGGCCGACUUCCACGAGACCGUGAUGCCGUCCUUUGAAAGCACCUCGAGUUACGGGCAGUGCCGCCUGGCCGAUGCGGUGCCAGCAGAGAAGGAUUGGUUGAGCACCACCAUGAGCAUCUUUCAGGACAACAACGAUCCCGAGAAGGUGCAGGGCUGGGGCGUGGUGCCUCCGCGGAAGCGGGUCAUGCCCGUGCUCAUCGACGAGCCGUACCUGCCGCCCUACGACAUGGUGGGCUGCGCCGAGGGUGUGGGGAAGAAGAUCAUGCUGCGUGGUAUUUGGGAUGCCGAGCUUUUCAACCGCGACGGCAAGAUGGUGCCGCCGCUCAAAGAGCGCGGCAGAGGUCUUUACAUCCCGGUGCCGGUGGUGCAUCCAGAUCUGCCGGUCUGGUCAUCCUACCUUUCACCGCAGAAGAGUCGGGAGGAGAAGGUGACAUCGCUCAUCCCCACCAUCCCGGUGAGGUCCUACACGCGCUUCCGGCCCAAGAAGGUCCUCGCGGAUAUGCCGCCCUUCCUUUGGGAUCUGGUGCGCGAGGAUGCCGCAGGUCAAGGGCUGUGGGACGUGAUCCGGCAGCGCCAUGACAUCCCGCGCGAAGAGCAGGAGAUGAAGGAGGCGGAGCUGGCAAGACUCCAGAAGGAGAUCGACGAGGAGGAGGCCCAGUUCUUAGCCACCGCGCAGGCGGAGCAGGCGCAGCUGCGUGGCUUCAGCUCAAAGGAGAGCGGGUCCAGCGGCUCGCGACCAGCAUCGCAGCAGCUGUCACGGCCAACGUCGCAACAGCAGCAGGCGCCGCAGCAGGGAACUGUCGUGCCUGGAUCCCCAACAAGGGCUUCCCCGCGGCUGGUGGAGCACAGCGCCGGCCUGCCGCGCAUCGAGUUGUCUGCGCCGGACACUCCCAUGCCCAGCGGCUUGCCCGGAGGCAGCCAGCAGCCCAGCGCACGAUCCGAGGAGCACGGCACGCGCACGCUGGUGCCGUACGUGGCAGGGGAGAGCCGAAAGGUGGAGGAGCUCCUGGCAGACGACAGGUUCCUGGACUCGCUGGCGGGGAAGCUCGCGAACCGCCUCGGCGGCCUCGGCCAGGGCGGCAGCACCUUGCGGCCGGCCAGUACCAUGGGAGGCCAGACCUUGAAGCGGCCGGAGCCGCCCCAGUUCACGGAGCCGGUAGACGGCACCAAGGCGGCUCUGCCACGGGCCUUGCAAGCCGGGGGCGGCAUGGCAGUCGACAAGACGGCCAAGGGCGCCCAGCGCGCGGAUGGCGAGGUCCACAUGACGAAUAUGGAUGUGAAUGCCUUCACACAGGAGAAGAUGCGGGGGGAGUGCUACGUCAGGCUUCUGGUGCAUCCGGACGCGGCUUCAGCCAAGAAGGCUGCAGUUCCGUACACGGGCGACAUGAUGAACCCGGACAUCAGCUUGGUCAUGGGUGCCAACAGGCCCAACUUGGUGGUGCCGCCCAAGGCGGCCACCUACAACGAGGAAGGCGAGCUCAUCGAGGACGACGAGUUUGCGGAUUUCGAGAAGCACGACAACGUGGCUUUCUCCUUCGUGCGGCACAAUCGCUACGAGGCCAUCGAGGCGAUCAUUCAGCAGGAGAGCGGCAUCCUGGAAGCCCGGGAUGAGUUUGGCAACAACAUGCUCCAUGUGGCUUGCCAGAACGACCACCGCCGCAUUGCCAAGCUGUUGCUGAAGAAUGGCAUCAACGUAAAUGACCAGAACCUGGCGGGCAAUACUCCCUUGCACUACUGCUUCCAGUACAACUUCCUCCACCUUUCUGACUAUCUCAUCGCGCACGGUGCAGAUGAGACGAUCGCCAACAAGAAGGGCCUGCUGCCCUCCCAGGGCACGGGAGUGGAGGGCGGUCCAGCGUGAGCCUUCGUUCAUUCGCCCUCGAAGCUCGCACGGGAGGCGGGAGACCCUCGUGCCGCGGCGCCUCGCGAAAAGUUUCACCCGUCUCACUGCGCAGUCGCCCCCUUUUAGCCGCCCGGCUGGUUUCGGUUGCAGUUGGAUUGUCGUUCGCUCU
Messenger RNA from Effrenium voratum, 3293 nucleotides. The record is from the annotation of a GenBank genome assembly. Lineage: Eukaryota; Dinophyceae; Suessiales; Symbiodiniaceae.